Molecule: messenger RNA, 1308 nt
Organism: Punctularia strigosozonata HHB-11173 SS5
Lineage: Eukaryota; Fungi; Basidiomycota; Agaricomycetes; Corticiales; Punctulariaceae
Product: UbiE/COQ5 methyltransferase
Exons: 3
Coding region: 441-1265 (274 amino acids)
Biological process (GO): ubiquinone biosynthetic process
Molecular function (GO): methyltransferase activity
Source: RefSeq, a predicted model, not a curated record
GGUGACGGUGCGGAACAAUGCCCAGUGGUAUCCACCUUGCAUACGUUCAGUAUAGCGGAUGAUGUCUGUCGAAUGUGGUACAGGGAAGCUUCUAAUCCUGCCACAAGGAUACGGGGUCUGUCGUCGGAGGUUUGUUCGGAGACGAGGACGAGGAUGUCUUGCAGGUCGACUCUGGGCCGCGGGAUAGCGUACGGGAAGAGGUCGCCGUAUUUGCGUGGGGCAGAGACAAGGACAUGGAGGUGGAACGUCCUUGUCCCCGGUAGUGUUUUGAGCGCGUCGAGGAGGGCGUCGCGGAGUUUCAUGACGAGUGCUCUCGAAAGAGGUCGUCGGACUCGCUCUCGGCGUCUCGACACCUCCAGCCAGCUUCCUCUCGCUCGCCCCUUCCGCUCAUGAGGCCCCUCGCCCGCUUUGCGUCAUGUUCCAUACGCUCGAUACGGCGAAUGCAUACCCGCCAUAGUCAUCAGGGUUCGUCUUUGCGCACCACCCACUUCGGUUACAAGACCGUCCCGGAGGAGGAAAAAGAGGGGCUCGUCAAGAACGUCUUCAACUCUGUCGCGAGCUCAUAUGAUCUCAUGAAUGAUGCCAUGUCCUUUGGCAUUCACCGUCUAUGGAAAGACACGUUUGUUUCCUCUCUGGCGCCAGGGAAGAACGGGCCCAUGCGGUGUCUAGACGUCGCUGGUGGAACUGGCGACAUUGCUCUGCGAAUCCUUGACCACGCGAGAGAGACGUACGCCGACAGAGAGACCGUCGUCGAGGUCGCUGACAUCAACACGGAGAUGCUGAAGGAGGGAUAUAAACGAUUCAAGAAGACUAUGUAUCACAACACACCGCAGGUUUCGUUUCAUGAAGCGAAUGCGAUGAAGCUCCAAUUCCCUAGCGAUACGUAUGAUUUAUAUACGAUCGCGUUCGGUAUUCGCAACUGCACAUCAAUACCUGAUGUGCUGCAAGAAGCGCACAGGGUGCUUAAGCCUGGCGGUGUUUUCGCUUGCCUAGAAUUCAGCAAAGUCAACAAUCCGCUACUAGCCACUGUGUAUGAUCAGUACUCGUUCUCCUUGAUCCCACUUAUGGGAACAAUCCUCGCCGGAGAUCGCGACUCCUAUCAAUACCUGGUUGAGUCUAUACGGAACUUCCCAGCCCAGGCUGAUUUUGCAAAAAUGAUUCAAGAAGCGGGCUUUGCGACAGGAGAGAUGCGGGAAGGCAAAGGAGGGGCCUGGCGUGAUCUCACCGGAGGUGUUGCUUGCAUACACACUGGGGUUAAGCUAUAAUAUAAUCCUAUAUCUAAUCCUUUUCUGCAAACCCCUCAUAAAC